This is a messenger RNA of Caenorhabditis sp. 36 PRJEB53466, 2182 nucleotides long. The record is from the annotation of a GenBank genome assembly. NCBI's taxonomy places the organism in Eukaryota, Metazoa, Nematoda, Chromadorea, Rhabditida, Rhabditidae.
AUGGGAAAGUGGGACGUAUACUUAACUGGGCGGAAAAACGGUGAGAAAGCGUGUUUUUGCGGCCACAAGUUCAACGCUCAAAAGCAAGGAUCUACUUUCGCAUAUGUCUAUCACUUCAAGAACAAUCAUCCGAAUGAGUUUUUGAAGGUAAGCAAAAACUGUUCAAUUUAGUAAUUUUAUAUUUCAGCUCGAAAGCGGGAAAGGUGUGCAGGAAGAGGAGGCGAAGGAACCAGCCGCAAAGCGACGUGUCCAACCGAAAAUUUUUGAAAGUUUCCACGAGUUUGGCGACAAUGGGAAGAAAACAGAUGAAAUCCAUCGUGCGAUCAUGCAAUUCAUUGCCACCGCUUCCCUCCCGUUUUUGACUGUCGAAAAUGUUGGAUUCAAGAAUCUUCUUUCAAUGACAACGCCUAGAUUGAAAAUUAAAGGACGGACUCAUUUUUCACGUGUGGAACUUCCAAAACUCUACGAAGAAUACGAAAACCGUCUGAUUGUGGAGUUAAGCGACGUAUCCGAUGUUUCCAUCAGUUUCGAUAACUGGAGCGACAGUUCCGGAAGUCACGAGUAUUUGGGAACUCUCGUGCAUUUCGUAAAAAACGGGGAACUGGUUUUUCGUGUACUCGGAGCAAUUGACGUGACGGAGAAGAAUCACACGGCCGCGUUUCUUUCCGAAAAAUUGACCGAUUUAUUUGAGAACUUCAGCUUGGGAUCUAAAAUCCGAGCAAUUUUACGAGACGGCGCCUCCAAUGCAAAAGCUGCAGCUAGAGAGCUGCACGAGGUCCAUUUUGACUGUUUUGCUCACAAAAUCAAUUUGGCUUCGAAGGAAGGAACUUCCUUGAUUCCUGGAUUGUCGACCACACUCGAAAAAAUUCGAAAAAUCUGCCGAAAAUUGAAUAAGUCGCCGAAUGCGAGAAGGAAUUGGAAGGAGAUCUGCGUUCUCACCGAUGUGCCCGUUCUUUUGUUGAAAAAGCACACAGAAGUAAGUUCAAACUACACAUUUCGCAAUACUCGAUUGCUUCAGAUUCGGUGGAAUAGCAUUCACGACGUGUUCGAGAGAGCUAUGAAAGUGAAGACUCAACUUGGACUUCUUCUUCUAUCCUGCUCCGAUUGGCCUCAAUUGGACGAUUCCGACUGGGAAAUCGCGAAAUCGGUUGUGAAAGUUUUGACUCCACUGGUCGAAGCGACUAAAAUUAUUCAAGGAAGAUCGUUCUGCGCUUCUGCGAUUAUCCCAAUGUGCCGGGUGAUGAUUUCUGAUCUAGAAGCAUCUGAUCAAUUUCAAACAGCAACUACGGCUGUUGCCAAGAAACUCAGAGAAGAGCUUUCGAAAUACGAGAAAAUAGAGUAUCUCAACUACGCGACGCUCCUCGAUCCUCGAUUCAAGAAUAAGUACUCUGACCCAGACUGGAAACGAAAACUCACAGAAUUACUCCUCCAAUCGAUUCCGAAUGAUGAUAACGAUGAAAGCAAAGCUUCAGAUGUCGAACCUAGCCGAUCGGAUCCAUUCACUCGCUUCAUGGAAGCCCGAGGCGGAGUUUCGCCGUCCAAAAACAUAAUUGACAGGAGAGCAAUGAUUAUAGGGGUAAGAAAAUUCGCCAAAAACACUCCACAACUAGCUUUUUCAGGAAGUCGAACGGUAUUUUGGGGAAAAAACAAGUUUCGAGUUAUCCCCACUUGACUUCUGGUCAAUGAGCAAGGAUUCUUUGCCGUCCCUUCACAGCUUCCACGGAAAAUUUUUCUGUACUCCCGCAACGACUGCAGAAACGGAGCGACUCUUUUCAACCGCGCGUCUCAUUCUCACUGACAAUCGGAAAACACUGGACCCGGAGAGCUUCUCUCGGCUAAUUUUUUUGCAAAAAAAUAUUCCAUUGCUUGGCUUCCGCCCACUCAAGUGAUUUCAAAUCAUAAUAAGCAUUUUUUUGUAUUAGAACGUUGUUUAAACACUUUAUUGAACCAAUGAACAAGUGAGUUUUCCGAUUUUUCCGAUUUUUCCGAAAUUUUCCGAAAAAAAAAAUUCGGAAAAACCGAUUUUCCGAAAUUUUCCGAAAAAAAAAUUUCGGAAAAACCGAUUUUCCGAAAUUUUCCGAAAAAAAUUUUCCGCACACCCCUGGUGUAGUGCACGGCCUCCAGAGCUGACAAUAUGGGCGUGGCCUCCUCGGCGGCCAAAUGGCGUUUUCAUGAAUUGUGA